Meyerozyma guilliermondii ATCC 6260 is the source of this 399-nucleotide messenger RNA. RefSeq lists its product as uncharacterized. NCBI's taxonomy places the organism in Eukaryota, Fungi, Ascomycota, Pichiomycetes, Serinales, Debaryomycetaceae. The record is from RefSeq and is a predicted model, not a curated record. The transcript has a single exon. Bases 1 to 399 code for a protein of 132 amino acids.
AUGGCAACCGCCUGCGAUUACAUUGUAGAAUAUCAACGAGGAUUCAAAUUCUUUGGAAUUCCUCUUUAUUCACAACGUUCUCUCAUCCCGUUUGCUGAUCCUUCAGAGUUUGAAACUCUUGGCGGUCGCAAACUUUUACUAAGUUAUGGUAGCAUACAAAACUAUCCACUUCCUGACCUAGAUUGGAAUUGGGACUGGGAACGUUGGUAUGUUUUAAUGACCGACUCGGUGGACGACCAGGGCUGGAUGUACGCUGGGUGGUCAGGAUGGUCGUCAAAGUACCGAUUGGGAACGGGAAUUCGUCGCCGAAUAUGGGUGCGUCGCCGCCGGCGGGGUUCAGCUGCCGACAGCACAUCCACUGCGUCGCUUUUGGCUGAUGCCGGCCAGACAAACAAGUGA